Molecule: messenger RNA, 2653 nt
Organism: Manis pentadactyla (Chinese pangolin)
Lineage: Eukaryota; Metazoa; Chordata; Mammalia; Pholidota; Manidae
Gene: MIEF2
Product: mitochondrial elongation factor 2
Exons: 4
Coding region: 297-1673 (458 amino acids)
Biological process (GO): mitochondrion organization; positive regulation of mitochondrial fission
Cellular component (GO): mitochondrial outer membrane
Source: RefSeq, a predicted model, not a curated record
CCCCCGAGGGGGUUACGCAGACGAGGAGGGGCGUGGCCUUCCCACCAUUGGCUGAACUGCACAGUGUUUUGGCUCUUGGGCACGGGCCUCGGCGCGCCGAUUGGAGCUAGGCCUGCUUGUCUCCUUGCCUCGGUCAGCGGUCGGCCCCAGGGCUUCAGCGUUCGGUUCCCGGGUCCUGCACGUUCCAUUUCCAGGCGGGCCCGGGCUUUGGGGCCCGAGGGAUCCGCUACGUCUUCCGGUCGGUGCGCUGAAGCUGCGACGCAGGUACGGCCGGAGUGCGACAGGGCUCCCAUACCAUGGCAGAGUUCUCCCAGAAACGUGGGCAGCAGCGUGAUGAGGUGCUGGGUGGCACGGUGGACUUCCUCCUGGCCAAUGCCCGCCUGGUGCUAGGUGUGGGCGGGGCUGCUGUGCUGGGCAUUGCUACCCUGGCUGUGAAGCGGCUCAUUGACCGGGCCACCAGCCCUCGGGAUGAGGAUGACACCAAGGGGGACACCACUUGCCUGGAGGAGAGCUGGAAGGAACUGAGCCUGCUCAAGGCCACACCACGCCUACCACCCCGGCCCCCACCUGCUGCCCUCAGCCAGCCCGUGUCACUCCCAGGCCCCUCACCCUCCACCCCAGAGGGGCCUGCAGAUGCCGAGCCCCAGACGUCGCCUCAGCUUAGCUCCCCAGCACCAUUGUGCCUGACAUUCCAGGAGAAGCUGCUGGCAUUUGAGCGGGACCGUGUGGCCAUUCCAGCAGCCCAUGUAGCUCUUGCCAAACAGCUGGCUGGUGACAUUGCCCUCGAGCUGCAGGCCUAUUUGCGUAGCAAGUUCCGGGAAUUGCCCUUCGGGGCUCCUGUGCCCAGCGGGCCACUCUACGAUGGGCUGCAGGCAGGGGCUGCUGACCACGUGCGUCUCCUGGUUCCCCUGGUGCUCGAGCUGGGCCUGUGGAGCCUGGUACCUGGUGUGGAUACAGUGGCCAGGGACCCUCGCUGCUGGGCUGUGCGCAGGACUCAGCUUGAGUUCCGCCCCCGUGGGAGCAGCCCCUGGGACCGCUUUCUGGUGGGUGGCUACCUGUCUUCCCGUGUCCUCCUGGAGCUGCUCCGAAAGGCACUGGCCACCUCCAUCAACUGGCCGGCCAUUGGCAGCCUUCUUGGGUGCCUGAUCCGGCCCAGCAUGGCUUCGGAGGAGCUGCUGCUCGAGGUGCAGCAUGAGCGCCUAGAGCUCACUGUCGCUGUACUCCUGGCGGUCACUAGAACCGACACCGACCACCUCCUUCUGGCCUGGCCCCUGGAGGGGCUGUCUGGAAACCUCUGGCUGCAGGACUUGUACCCGGCAGAGGCUGCCAGGCUGCGGGCCCUGGAUGACCGUGAUGCUGGAGCUCGCCAGCGGCUGCUGCUGCUGCUGUGUGGCGUGUGUUGCGGUCACCCGGCCCUAGGGAGGUUGGGCUGGUGCCACCUGACCCAGGUGGUUCUGCGCCUCGGGGAGGAGGAGGAGGACUGGGCCGAGGAGGCCUUGGGGGACCGCUUCAUGCAGGCCCUGGGGUUGCUCCUCAGCAGCCUGGAGCGGGCCAGCCUGCCCUGCCACCUCAACCCCAGCGUGAACCUCCUCAGCAGCCUGCGAGAGGAGGAGAUUGACGACAUCGGCUACGCACUCUACAGUGGCCUGCAGGCUCCUGAGUGGCUGCUCUAGAUGGGUGGGGAAUGGGUGGCCAGCACGUGUCCUCAUGCCAGGGAGCCAAGAAUGCCUCCCUCCCAGGAAUUUGGAGAGCACGUUUUCUCUUGCUUUUAGCCAGAAUAAAAGUGCGUUGCCUGAGCCCACGGGGUUAGCAUGUGCAUGGGCACCAGUCACUGAAGCCUCAAGCCCAGAGAGCUCGGGUUGCUGUCUCCUAAGCAUGGCUGGGCCGCAUGUCCGGAAGCCUGGAGUCCACACCACUCCACACGCCCCCUCAGCCCCUGGGGCGCAUCCCAGGACCCUGGGCUUGGCCCACUAUCAUGAGCAGUGACCCAACUGGUGGAAUCAGGCUCCCGCCGCCUGGGCUCCAUUUUCUGCUGAGGGCGAGUCAGUGCUCCCCUUGGUGCCAGCCCCCGGCCUCUCUGGGCUGCCGGUGCUGGAUGGCAAUGUCUGUUGUAGCCCCUAGGGGCUGCAGUCAUCUGGUAUCCCCGGAAAGCAGCUUUCUGGCUGCCGUAAAGGCUGGCAUUCCCCACUGUCUGUCAGGUUUGCUGGGUUUGCCGUGUCCUCUAGCCUGCAGUGGGAGCGCUCUGAUACCCUACCCUGCCCGCCUCACACCUUGGGGGAAGGCCCUCCUUCCUCCAGCUGGGCAUUCUCCAGGCAGCAGAGGCCCUUGAGAGGGCUCCUUUCUGCUGGCAGAGUCCAGGUUCUCUGGGUUGCCGGUAGCCAAGGGUGUCCCACUAGCUGCUGGGCCCGGCCACAGGGCAGAGGCUGUGCCCUCCCAGAGGGGCUGCAUUGCGGGCUUGGCCUCCAUGAACUGCUCUCAGCUACGCCUGCUGCCUUCUCACUGGAGCCUGGCAGAGGUCAGGGAGGGCCUGUGCCCCUCCUGGGCAUCGGUCCUGCCUGGGGGAUCAUGUUCCUAGCAGCCUUUGCAUCAUUGCUGGUGCAAAGUCAUGUUUCAGAGAAUAUGAACAGGAAUAAAAGGAAAAACUCAAAACUUC